This is a messenger RNA of Populus nigra (black poplar), 1628 nucleotides long. Its product is annotated as tetrahydroberberine oxidase-like. Gene Ontology annotation, molecular function: FAD binding; oxidoreductase activity. NCBI's taxonomy places the organism in Eukaryota, Viridiplantae, Streptophyta, Magnoliopsida, Malpighiales, Salicaceae. The record is from RefSeq and is a predicted model, not a curated record. The transcript is spliced from 2 exons. The coding region runs from base 1 to 1455 and encodes 484 amino acids.
AUGAGGAUUUUCUUCAAUGCCUUCAUUAUCAAAACUCUGACGCCAUUUCUAAGGUUCAACACAAGUGCCACCCCGAAACCACUAGUUAUUGUUACACCUCUAAAUGUAGCCCACAUUCAAGCUGCCAUUACUUGUUCCCAGAAACAUGGCCUGCAAAUUAGAGUCCGCAGUGGUGGCCAUGACUACGAGGGUCUCUCUUAUGUUGCUGUUAUACCCUUCGUGGUUGUUGAUCUAAUCAAUAUGCGAACAGUUACUGUUGAUGUAGCAAAUAAAACUGCAUGGGUUCAAGGUGGGGCUACUUUAGGCGAAGUUUACUAUAGAAUUGCCGAGAAAAGUAGAACUCUUGCCUUCCCAGCGGGUGUUUGCCCUACAGUGGGAGUUGGUGGUCACAUUAGCGGAGGAGGAACUGGCAUGAUCAUGCGUAAAUAUGGCCUCGCUGUAGAUCAUAUUAUUGAUGCACAAUUAAUCGAUGUCAAGGGUAGAAUCCUUGAUAGAGCAUCAAUGGGAGAAGAUCUCUUUUGGGCUAUUCGAGGCGGUGGAGGAAAUACCUUUGGAGUAGUUGUUGCUUGGAAACUAGAAUUGGUUCCAAUUCCAGCUUCUGUAACUGUCUUCAAUGUCACAAGAAUAUUAAUGAAAGAAGAUGCAACAAAACUCAUUCAUCAAUGGCAAUACGCAAUAGAAAAGUUCGACGAAGAUUUAUUCUCAAGAAUUUUCAUAUGGAGAUCAGCUAACUCUACUCAAGAAGGAAAGCCAAUGAUACAGGCUGCAUUCACUUCUUUGUUUCUUGGCGGUGUAGAUAGACUUCUUUCUUAUAUGCAAGAGAGCUUUCCCGAGCUUGGUUUGGUGAGAGAGGAUUGCAUUGAAAUGAGUUGGAUCGAGUCUACAGUCUACUUUGCUCAAUUUCCUCGUAAUACAUCCUUGGAAGUGUUGCUUAAUAGGGGUCCUCGAUCCACAAACUUUUUCAAAGGAAAAACUGACUUUGUUAAGGAACCUAUACCUAAAACUGCAUUGGAAGGAAUAUGGGAAAGGCUUGACCAAGUCGAUGCCGAAUCGGCUGAAUUGCAAUUCACUGCCUAUGGAGGAAAGAUGAACGAAAUUGCAGAAUCCAGCACUCCAUUUCCUCAUAGAGCCGGAACUCUAUACCAAAUUCAUUAUGCAAUCUCUUGGGAUGAAGAAGGCAUUGAGGCAUAUGCAAAAUAUAUAAGUUGGAUCAGAAGGCUUUACAGCUACAUGGCGCCUUAUGUCUCAAAAAAUCCCAGACAAGCAUAUGUCAACUAUAGAGAUCUUGACCUAGGAGUGAACAACCUAGGCAACACAAGUUACAGACAAGCUAGCAUUUGGGGUACCAAAUAUUUCAAGAACAACUUCGACAGGUUGGUGCGAGUCAAGACCGCAGUUGAUCCAGCUAAUUUCUUUAGAAAUGAACAAAGCAUUCCUCCUUUAUCAUCGUGGUGAUAGAAGAUUACUGAGUAUAGUUAUAUAGAAAAUAUGACUGGUAAUAAAUUAAAUAUUUGGUUAUUUUAUGUAUAAAAUUUAAUGCUGUAUGGGGUUGUACGGACGUGCCAUCUGACGUGCUUGUCUUAUAAGAUUACAGCAUACCCUAAUAAAGAUAAAUCAAUUAAUAUAUA